AGGAACCGUGCGUUAGGAUGCUGAGCCAGACACCUCUGUAUCAUCUGUAUCAUCUGUCUCCUCAGCACCACACGUCCCACUCGGAUGGACACACUGACAGAGAUAUAAAUGGAGGUUCAGGGGUGUCACAUGAAGGAACUGGACGUCUAUACAACGUUAAAUGGCUUUGCAUUAAAAAGCAAAACCUUAUCGCUUCUCCCGAGAGUAAUCCAUCUCUGAGGAUGAGUGUCCAGCGGCCCUGGAGCAGCAGAGGGCGGCCUCUCCCAGCCAUGGAGCUACAAUAGAAAACAACCUUCCUAGUAAACAUCAAAUGCACUCAAAGCCCAUCUAGAUGCUGCAUAAUGCCUUCCAAGGUCUCGUGUUUGUACCUUCUGACGGUGGUCUGCUGGGCGAGUGCUCUGUGGUAUCUGAGCAUCUCGCGCCCGUCCUCCACCUACGUGGGCCAGAUGCACAUCCCAAUCCGCAAGGCCCCGAAGCCGCCCAGGAACGAGACCUUCAGCAACAUCCACACGCGGCCCCUCAACCCCCACGCCUUCCGCUUCGUCAUCAACGAGCCAAAGAAGUGCGAGGAGGUUCCCCCCUUCCUGGUGAUCCUCAUCAGCACCACCCACAAGGAGUUUGACGCCCGGCAGGCCAUCCGGGAGACCUGGGGCGACGAGGGCUCCUUCGGCGACGUCCGCAUCGUCACGCUCUUCCUGCUGGGCAGGAACACUGACGCUAUCCUGAACCAGAUGGUGGAGCAGGAGAGCCAGAUCUUCCACGACAUCGUGGUGGAGGACUUCGUGGACUCGUACCACAACCUGACGCUGAAGACCAUGAUGGGCAUGCGCUGGGUGUCCACCUACUGCCCCAAGGCCCAGUACAUCCUGAAGACAGACAGCGACAUCUUCGUCAACAUGGACAACCUGAUCUACAAGCUCCUCAAGCCCACCACCAAGCCCCGGCGGAGGUACUUCACAGGCUACGUCAUCAACGGGGGUCCGAUCCGGGACAUGCGCAGUAAGUGGUACAUGCCCAGGGACCUGUACCCGGACAGCAAGUACCCGCCCUUCUGCUCGGGCACGGGCUACGUGUUCUCGGCGGACGUGGCCGAACUUAUCUUCAAGACUUCGCUGCACACCAGGCUGAUCCACCUGGAGGACGUUUACGUUGGCCUGUGUCUGCGCAAGCUGGGCGUCCAUCCGUACCAGAACAGUGGCUUCAACCACUGGAAGAUGGCGUACAGUCUGUGCCGGUACCGUCGCGUCUUCACCGUCCACCAGAUCUCCCCGGAGGAGAUGCAUCGCAUCUGGAAUGACAUGUCAAGCAAGAAGCACCUGCGAUGUUAGGCUUAUCUCCAAGGAGCUCCUGAGAAGUUAGCAUUAGCUCAAAGGAGUGCCUGAGAUGUUGGCAUUAGCUCAAAGGAGCGCCUGAGAUGUUAGCAUUAGCUCCAAGGAGCGCCUGAGAUGUUAGCAUUAGCUCAAAGGAGCGCCUGAGAUGUUGGCAUUAGCUCCAAAGGGCGCCUGGGUAAAUGAUUUCCAGGGGGAAAACGGAAGGCCCUAUACAAUUUUUUCCUUCUUGCCUUUGUUCUCUUCAGUUUGAAUGUGUCUGGUUCUGCUCAAUGUGGUGGAACAGGAGAUAACGUGGAGCUACUCCAGGCUCCUACGUAUGUCAACCGGUUUGUAUCUGCGUCGAUCUGAGCGUCUGUCGAAUGAUUCAACCCAACGGUCCUUAAAGACAUUCGCCUUGUCACACACGUGCUCAUGCAUUGAAAUGUCUUAUUGCUAGUCCUUUGUAAUUGGUGCGGCUUUUACUUUAUUCAAAUGGGUUGAGGCCAAUUUAUCUUGUUUAACUUGAUUAUGCUGAUGACAUACAUUGUUACAUUCACAAAAAUAACAGCUGUUUUAAUUUAUUCAUUCAAGACUGAGAAAAACAAACAUUUUCCAUACACUAAAUAUAACUUCGGGAAGGACGACAUAAUGUGCUUCCUAAUCUGCCUCAUUCAUUAGACUGUAGGAGGGCUCUGUGAUUUACUGAUGACAUUCAUUAGACCACAGCUGUAAGAGGGCUCUGUGAUGUGCUGAUGUCAUUCAUUUAUUCUGUUUGAUACGUGAGAUGGAAAGUCUCCAGCAGGGAUGAAGUGAACCCUUUCCAUCAGCGGUUGCUGAAUCCUCAUGCAUGCUACCCUUAAGGGAGUCGCUGUUCUCUGUUAACAUGCUGCCCUUGAGGGAGUCGCUGUUCUCUGGUAACAUGCUGCCCUUAAGGGAGUCGCUGUUCUCUGGUAACAUGCUGCCCUUAAGGGAGUCGCUGUUCUCUGUUAACAUGCUGCCCUUAAGGGAGUCGCUGUUCUCUGUUAACAUGCUGCCCUUGUUUAAGGAGUCGCUGUUCAUUACUUCUCAGUUUCUACAUGCAUUUAUUUUAUGGGCACAAUAGUAUGUUAUGUUAUGUCUGUAUAAUGGGCAAGCUACUGGUUGAUAAAUAUACAGUUGGUAAUCUUCAGCCUCAUAUAAAAGUACAAACACUGCAUCAUAUCGUGGUAAGUACAUUAGAAUGGUACCAGACCAUUCUUCUACUGCUUAAGAUUGAGGAACUAUUCUUCUCAUCCCAGACUGUAUAUCCGGUGUGAAACUCAAUGGAAGCACUAUUGAAAUAAUGGACACUUUUCUAACAACAAAACUGGCUUUGACUUCCAAAUUUUCUUUUUUAAGUUCCUCUUCAAAGUCUUCAAAGCUCUUUUACUGUGAAGCAGAAUCCUUUGCAAUGGUCCGCUGUUGUAG
Molecule: messenger RNA, 2756 nt
Organism: Gadus chalcogrammus (walleye pollock)
Lineage: Eukaryota; Metazoa; Chordata; Actinopteri; Gadiformes; Gadidae
Gene: b3galt1b
Product: UDP-Gal:betaGlcNAc beta 1,3-galactosyltransferase, polypeptide 1b
Exons: 2
Coding region: 342-1328 (328 amino acids)
Cellular component (GO): membrane
Molecular function (GO): N-acetyl-beta-D-glucosaminide beta-(1,3)-galactosyltransferase activity
Source: RefSeq, a predicted model, not a curated record